Polyodon spathula (Mississippi paddlefish) is the source of this 1221-nucleotide messenger RNA. RefSeq names its product homeobox protein Hox-A4-like. The record is from RefSeq and is a predicted model, not a curated record. Gene Ontology annotation, biological process: regulation of transcription by RNA polymerase II; embryonic skeletal system morphogenesis; anterior/posterior pattern specification. Lineage: Eukaryota; Metazoa; Chordata; Actinopteri; Acipenseriformes; Polyodontidae. Gene Ontology annotation, molecular function: DNA-binding transcription factor activity, RNA polymerase II-specific; RNA polymerase II cis-regulatory region sequence-specific DNA binding. The transcript is spliced from 2 exons. Bases 110 to 838 code for a protein of 242 amino acids. Gene Ontology annotation, cellular component: nucleus.
CACAUGAUUGCUUAACUUUGCACAUGUUACAGGGAGUAGGAGGGUUUUGUGGGAGACCAGAAAAACGACAACGCGAGAAAAAAUUAGUAUUUUAGCACUUCACAAAUUAAUGACCAUGAGCUCGUAUUUGAUAAACUCUUACACCGAGCCCAAUUUCCCUUCUUGCGAGGAAUAUUCGCAGAACAGCUAUAUAACCAGCCCCUCUCCUGAAUACUAUGAACGACCGAGAGAUCCUGGAUUACAGCAUCACGAGGCGCUCUAUCAGCGAUCAAACUACACGGAAGCUCCCUACGACUACGACAAUAUCCAUUCCAGUGAACAGGAAGGCUUGUCGCAGAGAGGUCACGUUCAUCCCCAGCCUGUCCUCCAAAACCACAUCCCUCGGCAGAACCCAAACUAUGAAGCUGUACCACUGACCACAGAAUUCAGCCUCAGUGGGAAACAUUUAUCAGCGCAGAAGGGUGCUAAAGAGCCUAUCGUUUACCCCUGGAUGAGAAAAGUCCAUGUUAAGACGGUCAAUCCCAGUUAUAAUGGAGGGGAGCCAAAGAGGUCUCGAACGGCCUACACCAGACAACAGGUUCUUGAGCUAGAGAAGGAGUUUCAUUUUAAUCGUUACCUCACCAGACGUCGACGUGUUGAGAUAGCGCACACACUUUGCUUGGGAGAACUUCAGGUCAAGAUAUGGUUUCAGAACCGGAGGAUGAAAUGGAAGAAAGAUCACAAACUACCCAAUACUAAGGUGCGCUCUUCACACUCAUCUCCUGCAAGUCAGCAAUCAAAGGUACCUUCACAGAACCAACAGGAGGCGGGUGCAGCACCGAAUACAUCCAGCUUGUAGUAAAAACAGAACAAACACCAACAUAAAAUGAAGUCAAAUAGAUAAAAUAGAUAAUAUUAAUAAUAAUAGUGCCAUACUGUAUUAUCAUCUGGACCAAAACUUGAGAAAACGAAGAGCAGUUAUUCCGUUCUAUGUACCUGUUUCUCAAUACCUGUUUUGUGAUACUCAUAGUAUUUUAAUGAGCUUCUCUGCAGCGGGCGUUAAGUUAAGCUGCGUUAUUUUUGGAGAGUGGAGAGAGACACAGGAUGCUAAUACGAGAAUGAGGAAUAAUUCUGAAUAAUGUAGAAGGUGCUUUUUUUACUAGUUGGAAUCAGUAUUAGCAAUACAAUGUUGUGAUGUAAUACUUGUUCCUAUAUGAUACUGGAUACAGCUCAAAAUGUGAA